AUGCCACCGCCUGUUGGCAGAUACGGGCCCUCGGCCUUGAACGCGCCAUUUUCUCACCUCCAACAAGCUCAUCAAUUACAACAGCAGCAGACACAGCACCAUGCCGCUCACACACAAUCUGUCAAUGCCGGACUCCCUCCUCCUUCACUAGGCGGUCACCCCGGUUUUGCCGCAGCCGCUUCAAACUCGAACUUGAAUCCAUUUGGUCUUGGUGCUAGUGGAGUGUCGAAUGGUGUCUCAAUGAGCGGGUUUGGUGGAGCUGGCGAUGUUGGCAACGGCACAGGACUCGCUAGCCAUGCAGCACAAAUGGGAUUUGUUCGGGGAGCACAGAUGCAGCAACAACAGCAGUUGCAUCAAGCACAAGACGGAAGGUUGAUCUUAGAAGGAAAAGCAGGGUCGAUAAAAUCUCGAAUACGCGAUGUUUGGAAGCAUAAUCUGGCCCAAGAAAUGGCUACGUUGAGGCAGUUGGUGGAGCGGUAUCCAUACAUCAGCAUGGACACCGAGUUUCCAGGUAUUGUCGCUCGACCUAUGGGUUCUUUCACGACAAAAGCAGACUAUCACUACCAAACACUACGCUGCAACGUUGAUCUCCUCAAAAUGAUUCAGUUGGGUAUUACAUUGUUCUCGCCAGAGGGUGAAUUACCACCGGCAACUUCAUUAGAACCGAAUGGACAAGGAUAUAGCAAUAACUACGGCCCAGCGCCGUGCACAUGGCAAUUCAAUUUCAGAUUCUCCUUGGAAGAUGACAUGUAUGCUCAUGAUUCGACGAGCAUGUUGGCCAAAGCCGGAAUUGACUUUUCUAUGCAUGAGAAAAAUGGCAUUGAUCCUCUAGAGUUCGGCUCUCUAUUGAUGAGCUCAGGUUUGGUGUUGCUGGAUGAUGUACAUUGGAUAUCAUUCCAUUCAGGCUAUGAUUUUGGGUAUUUGAUGAAGAUCAUGCUUUGCAAGCCUCUACCAGAUGAUGAGGAAGAAUUCCACAAACUCCUGCAAAUAUUCUUCCCAUCGUUGUAUGACAUCAAAUAUCUCAUGAAACACGCUGGCCGAAAUCAGGCCGUCAAUGACUCUCCAUUAACACCCGCGGCACUUCAGAUCAUCAACAACCUAGGUCAAAAGUCUGGUCUACAAGAUAUCGCAGACGAGCUUGGAGUUAAGCGAGUCGGAAUUGCUCACCAGGCCGGGUCCGAUUCUCUGGUCACGGGCGAGAUCUACUGGAAGAUGCGACAAAUUGUCUUUAAUGGAACAAUUGAUGAGACCAGGUAUUCGGGACAGGUCUGGGGUUUAAAUGGCCAAUUACCUGCAUUGGCUUACUACGGCAACCAAGCACAACAAACACCCAACUUGAAUGGCGCAACAAUCUAUUCUACCACGGGAACGCCGAGCACACCAAACAAUACGUCGAAUGCAAACACUGCCCAUACGCCUCAGCAACAAAGCCAAAUUGGGGUGGGAUCUUUGACCCCAGGAGGCGGUGGAGGUGUUUUUGGGGCAUUUCAAAUGGGCAAGUGA
Talaromyces proteolyticus is the source of this 1503-nucleotide messenger RNA. RefSeq names its product ribonuclease H-like domain-containing protein. Gene Ontology annotation, molecular function: nucleic acid binding; poly(A)-specific ribonuclease activity. Gene Ontology annotation, cellular component: CCR4-NOT complex; CCR4-NOT core complex; P-body. The transcript is spliced from 2 exons. The record is from RefSeq and is a predicted model, not a curated record. Bases 1 to 1503 code for a protein of 500 amino acids. NCBI's taxonomy places the organism in Eukaryota, Fungi, Ascomycota, Eurotiomycetes, Eurotiales, Trichocomaceae.